This is a messenger RNA of Trichoderma gamsii, 2829 nucleotides long. RefSeq names its product beta-mannosidase. The record is from RefSeq and is a predicted model, not a curated record. Bases 1 to 2829 code for a protein of 942 amino acids. Gene Ontology annotation, biological process: carbohydrate metabolic process; glycoprotein catabolic process. The transcript is spliced from 5 exons. Gene Ontology annotation, molecular function: beta-mannosidase activity. NCBI's taxonomy places the organism in Eukaryota, Fungi, Ascomycota, Sordariomycetes, Hypocreales, Hypocreaceae.
AUGGGGUUUACGAGGUCUCUUGUCGCCGCACUCGGCAUCUUCGCUAGUGCUGUGAAGGCAACUACCGAAAGCUCCAACGCGGCAGCCAUUCACGAUCUGGGUGUUUUGAAAUGGACCGUAACAAAUGAAUACGGCAACAUCACCGUUCCCGGCAAAUAUCCUUCGCAAGCUCACCUGGAUCUCCACGCAGCUGGCGUGAUUGAUGAACCAAAUUCUGGCCUCAAUGACUUUGACUUGCGAUGGAUUGCGGCCCAAAACUGGACUUAUACCAGCAAGCCCAUUAGCGGACUGAGCAAAAAAUCGAAUACUGCUACUUGGCUAGUAUUUGACGGCUUGGAUACGUUCGCAACCGUCAAGUUCUGUGACCACAUCGUUGGAACGCCAGAUAACCAGUUCCGACAAUGGUUCUACGACGUCUCUUCCGUUCUUGCGAGCUGCAAGAGCGAUCCCGUUCUGAGCAUUAAUUUUGGAAGCGUGCCUCGCAUCAUCAACGCCAUCAAUGCGAGCAGCGAAGUGCAGCACUGGCCGGCUUCGGUGGUUUAUCCUUUCGAGUAUCCCAACCGCCAAUGGGUUCGCAAAGAACAAAAUGACUUUGGCUGGGACUGGGGCCCGGCGUUUUCUCCCGUCGGACCUUGGCUGCCUGGACGCAUUGUUCAGCUCAGCAAGGGCGGUGAGGUGUACUCUCUCAACACUGAUAUCGACAUCUUUCGAAAGGGCCAGUUCAACAACUUUGCACCCGAUCAGUCCGCACCAUGGGUGGUGAACGCAAGUCUCGACUUUGUGGGAACGCUGCCAAAGCAUGCUUCCAUGUCGGUGGUCAUCACGGAUGCAAAGGAUAGUCGUUCAGUCCUGUAUUCUGGCAGCUUGCAGGGCGUCACGCAGUCUGAUAUGACCAUCACCGGCUCUGUGACUAUUGAUGCCAGCAAGCCGAAGCUGUGGUGGCCUCGAGACAUGGGUAACCAGCAACUGUACAACAUCACAGUCUCUGUCAGCAGCGCAGGGUCCAAGACGCCUCUUCUCGUCUCUCAGCGACGAGUUGGCUUCCGAACUAUUCUAUUCAGCUCAGGCAACGUCACGGAAGCGCAAGUUGCCAGCGGCAUCACGCCGGGAAACAACUGGCACUUCGAGAUCAACGGCCACGAAUUCUAUGCCAAGGGAGCCAACUUGAUUCCUCCAGACGCCUUUUGGCCAAGGGUCACUUCUGCUAGAAUGGACCGCUUGUUCGACUCUGUCGAGUCACAAAACUUCAACAUGCUCCGUGUUUGGUCCUCUGGGGCAUACUUACCAGACUGGAUCUACGACAUCGCCGAUGAGCGCGGGCUGCUGCUCUGGAGCGAGUUUCAGUUCAGCGAUACUCUAUACCCUGACAGUCCAGAAUUUAAAGAGAAUGUCAUUGGCGAAGUUACGUACAACGUUCGCCGCUUGAACCAUCACGCCUCCUUGGCAUGCUGGAUGGGCGGCAAUGAAUUUGAGAACCUCAUGCUGCCAAUUGCCCAGGGCGCCGAUCCAGCAACUUACCCAUAUGUUUUGGGACAAUAUGAGGAUCUUUUCAUCGUUACGAUAUUCAAUAUUCUGGCUGCCAACAGCCACUCCAUUUCAUACAGCCCCUGCAGUGCAAACAAUGGCUGGCUGGAUAUUGACCUUAGUCUGCCUGUUCCCAUCGUGGAGAGAUACUAUAACACGACUUCUGGGUACAUCUAUGGUGAUACCGACUUUUACAACUAUGACACAUCGGUGUCUUUUGAUACUUCCGCGUACCCAGUAGGUCGUUUUGCCAACGAGUUUGGCUUCAUCAGCAUGCCUAGUAUCCAAACGUGGCAGCAGGCCGUCGAGUCUCAAGACCUCCAUUUCAACUCGACCACGGUCAUUCUACGAAACCAUCACUACCCCGCUGGUGGAUUGACCCGAAAUGUCCGCAACAGCACUUUGGGCCAGGUUGAGAUGACUCUCGCGGUAGAGCGAUACUACCCAACGCCCGAUAAAACUGAUUCUGUCGCAAACUUCAGCGCCUGGUGCCACGCUACCCAGCUGUUCCAAGCUGACAUGUACAAAUCCGAGAUUCAGUUUUACAGAAGAGGUAGCGGCAUGCCGGAGAGGCAGCUUGGCUCGUUGUAUUGGCAGCUCAACGAUAUUUGGCAGGCUCCAACCUGGGCGGGCUUGGAGUAUGACGGACGAUGGAAGGUGUUGCCGUAUGUUGCUCGUCGGACUUACGAUCACGUCAUUGCGUCGGCUUUCUGGAACUACACUGCGAACCAGCUCGAAAUCUGGGUUACGUCGGACCUCUGGGAGUCUGCAUCUGGUGAAGUAUCCUUGUCCUGGGUCGAUCUCAAGGGCAAAGCCAUCGCAAACAACGCGGGCAUGCCAAAAUCGAUCAAGUUUGAAGUUGGUGCUAUCAACACUACGCAAAUCAUCUCAACCAACGUGGCUUCAGAUCUCAAGAUUCCAGACACCAGAAAUGCUGUGCUGAUCAUUGAACUCACUGCCAAUGGCAAACUCCCCAAUGCAGCCAGCAGUAAGACGACGACAUUUACUCAUCACAACCACUUCCUCCCUGUCUGGCCAAACCAAGCCAAGGUAUCAGAUCCCAAGCUGAAGCUGUCAUAUAACAAAUCCAAGAAAUCCUUCACUGUGGAAUCCACGGCCGGUGUGUCCUUGUACACGUGGCUGACGCAUCCGGCUGGAGUCUUGGGAUUCUUUGACGACAAUGCGUUUGUUCUGGCGCCUGGGCAGAAGAAGGAGGUUGGGUUUACGCUCCAGGAAGAUAGUACUGGAGGGAAGUGGGCUGAGAAGGUGACGGUGGAGAGUUUGUGGGAUUUGACUACGAAGUAG